This is a messenger RNA of Aegilops tauschii subsp. strangulata, 765 nucleotides long. The record is from RefSeq and is a predicted model, not a curated record. Lineage: Eukaryota; Viridiplantae; Streptophyta; Magnoliopsida; Poales; Poaceae.
GGAGAGGUUCUCUAUAGGGCGACCAGAUGUACGUGUUCAUGAGCCUAUAGACGCCAUGUUUGAUGUUGACGGCAUCGACAUGCCUACUUUCGGUCUGUGUUGGACUCGUCGCGAGGUAUGCACCGUGUUGUAGUUUAAUGCAACUUUUUCUGCAGAAGAGAUAGUUCGAUGCUAGCGGCUACUAACUUUUCUUCUCUGCAGAGACGCUUUGCUAGUGAUCAGACCAGGAAGGCAUACACAGCAUUGAACGAGCAGUUCGAUGCGUACACCGGGGUCAUCUGGCAGCCCUACACGGAAGCAGCCAUACAAGCGAGAUACCCUGCUGGUAUGUCUGUGCUAUGCACAAGGGACCGAUAUUACUGGAUGACAAAAUCUAAGAUCAUCUUUGAUGUCUUCGUCGAGGAGAUGGCACAACAGAGGGUUAUGAGGCAAUUUGGUCUUCUGCAGUUGGAGCUACCUCCCCCUAUAGAGAACCCGCUGCCAGCACACAUCCACAGGACGACAAGGAAGGGCAUGAACAGGACAACUGCUGACUGGCUAGUUAGACUAGAGCCGUAUGUUAUAGAAUGGGAGACAGCAAACACAAAUCUAUGGCACGAGAAUCACAAUUUCGAUCUCGAUGAAUUCAAUCUCUAUUUGCGGCGCUACAUGACCGGAACACGGUUACGCAUUGUUGAGUACUCCCACCCAGAGGAGAUACCGGAUCCUACUCCGUCGGAUAUGUACCCGAGCUAUGAUACUUCCGGCUCUAGGCGGCUACCUUGA